Brassica napus (rape) is the source of this 4005-nucleotide messenger RNA. RefSeq lists its product as uncharacterized. The record is from RefSeq and is a predicted model, not a curated record. Lineage: Eukaryota; Viridiplantae; Streptophyta; Magnoliopsida; Brassicales; Brassicaceae. The transcript has 3 exons. Gene Ontology annotation, biological process: DNA integration; proteolysis. Gene Ontology annotation, molecular function: nucleic acid binding; zinc ion binding; aspartic-type endopeptidase activity. The coding region runs from base 1 to 4005 and encodes 1334 amino acids.
AUGGCAAGAAGGGGAAGGAGUGAUGGGGGACAAGAUUGGAUGAUGGGUAUAGACAGAGUCUCAAGAAGAAGAGGAUUGGGAUAUGAAUCCGAGGGAAGGGUGCAAACACAGGCGCACACCAACCAAGGAUCCAGUGAAGAAAACGUAAGAAGAAACAACAAUCUGUUUGGACAUGAUCAAGAGAUACCACCAGAAGAAAACUUUCCACCAAACCGUACUGUAAGGGGAAGACCAGAAACAGGUGAUAGCGUGUCAAGUGUCCAAGGACCUAGACCAGUGAGGCGGAAUAACCCGAUAGAACCAGAUGUUCAUGAUCCACCACAACAAGGAGUAGGAAUGGAGCACACUCUGAAGAUGCUUCAUGACGUGAUAGUGAGGUCACUGCAACAACCUCAGGUGCAACCUCAGCCAUUUAUGCCACCACAACCUACAGUGGCUACACCGAUGUUACCGUUGAUAAUUGCCAUGAAGAAUAUGAAGACACCACAUUUUGAAGGCGGGACAGAUCCAUUUCAAGCCGACCAAUGGCUUCGAACUAUGGAGAAAAACUUUGAGACCCUGACGUGUUCUGAAGAGUCUAAAAAGAAAAUGGCAGUAUAUUACUUAGACAAAGACGCAGCAGAAUGGUGGGAGAGUAAGGAUCGCCAAGUGGGACAUCUGGUCACCACUUGGGUGGCAUUCAAACAGGAAUUUGAACGCAAGUACUUCACUCUUGAGUUCAAGCGACGGCUUCAACGUCAGUUUGCUAACCUAGUACAAGGAGACAAGACAGUUAGAGAAUAUGAAUCUGAGUUCAAGCGACUGCGACGACAUGUGCUGCGAGGACAAGAUGAUGAAGAAACCAUGAUAUCUAACUUUAUGUUUGGUCUAAAACCAGAGUUAGAAAAUAGACUGGCAGUCGGGAACUACGAGAGUCUCACCGAGCUAGUGGAAAAGGCUGUGAAUGUGGAGAUUGGAUUGGAAGCUGAGAAGGCGGCAACUAAGAAAUCCAAGCAGCAUCAAGAAGGAAAGUAUGGUGGAAACCAAAGAUCUUUUAAGGGUAAAGAUAAGGAAAAAGAAUCGGGAGGGCCAAGUCGACGAUCUCUGUUCACAGGGAAAUGCUUUAACUGUGGCAAGAUAGGCCAUAAGUCAAGUGAAUGCUACGGGAAGAAACCUGGAUCCUUUCAGUCAAACUCCUACAAUCCUACAUGUUUCACGUGUGGAAAGAAAGGGCACAUCUCUACCCAGUGCAGCAUCAACCGUCCUAUCCCAGCUACGCCAAUCACUGUCCAUCCUCCUCCAGCUCCACCUGCAAUCGCACCAGCACCAAAAAGACAAGCUAUAGGAGGUAGAGUUUACGCUUUAGAACUAGAGGAUACUAAACCUCCAGGCUCAUCUAAGGGUCCCAUCACAGGAACUUUACAUGUUGCGGGGCAUCCCACACAUGUAUUGUUCGACUCCGGGGCAACACAUAGUUUUGUGACCCCUGAGGUAGCUGCCGAGUUUGUGGGAUCAUUUGUGAUUGACAGGAUGGAUGUGGCUGUAAUGACUCCCAGAGACCAAACCCUCCAAGCAAAAGAAUGCCUCAGAAGAGUUAUGUUAGUCAUUUGCGAGAAGAUGUUCUUGGCAGAUUUGUUGGUGGUGCCCUUAAAAGGAUAUGAAGUUAUCUUGGGCAUGGAUUGGUUAUUAGGCUAUCGGGCACAAUUAGAUUGUGGAAAAGGUUGUAUUUCGUUCAAGGAGAACGGGCAACGACAAAUAGUGUUUUACGGGAUCAGUCCAAGCAAGUCUGUGUCUUUAGUAGCUACCUUGAGAGUGGAAGAUUUGCUUAAGGAUGGAGAAGCAUAUCUGGUAACAAUAUCUGCUAGUGAAGGGCCCACUAGCAAUGGAGUUGAAAUUACAUAUAUUGCGGUAGUACAAGAGUUCGAGGAUGUGUUUGUAGCGUUAAAAGAAUUACCUCCACCUCGGAGUAACCCUUUCACAAUUAACUUGGAACCUGGAGCUAAGCCGAUAGCAAAGGCUCCUUACCGCAUGGCACCCGCAGAGUUAGCAGAGUUGAAGAAACAACUUGAAGAUUUAAUGGAGAAAGGUUUCAUAAGACCUAGCUCUUCACCAUGGGGAGCUCCAGUCUUAUUUGUCAAGAAGAAGGAUGGUAGCAUGCGACUUUGCAUUGAUUAUCGAGGAAUCAACUAUAUCACCAUCAAAGAUAAGUAUCCUCUUCCGAGGAUAGACGAGUUGUUGGAUCAGCUAAGGGGAGCAACUUGGUUUUCGAAGAUCGACUUGGCGUCGGGCUAUCAUCAGAUUCCAAUAUCAGAAGGUGAUGUCAUGAAGACUGCGUUUAGAACUUGUUAUGGACAAUACGAGUUCGUAGUAAUGCCUUUUGGACUUACUAACGCACCGGCGGCCUUCAUGAGAUUGAUGAAUGAAGUCUUCCACGAUUAUCUCGACAAGUUCGUGAUAAUCUUCAUCGAUGACAUUUUAAUAUAUUCCAAGACAGAGGUCGAGCACAAAGCAUACUUGAAGCUAGUGUUGGAGCGGUUAAGAAACCAGAAGCUGUAUGCCAAGUUCAGCAAGUGUUCUUUCUGGAAAAGAGAGAUCGGGUUCUUAGGGCACCGUGUGUCUGGAGAAGGAGUUUCCGUAGAUUCAGAAAAGGUGAAAGCCAUCGAGGAAUGGCAAAGGCCAUCAAUGGUAACCGAGGAAGGCAAAGUAAUUGCUUAUGCAUCAAGGCAACUCAGGAAACAUGAAGAGAACUACCCAACACAUGAUUUAGAAAUGGCGGCAGUGGUGUUUGCGUUAAGGAUUUGGAGAUCGUACUUAUAUGGAGAAGUCGUGGAAGUAUUCACAGAUCAUAAGAGUCUCAAGUACUUGUUCACACAGCCUGAUUUGAACCUCCGACAAAGGCGAUGGAUGGAGUUUGUGGCGGAUUACGACCUGAAGAUUCAAUACCAUCCAGGCAAAGCUAAUGUGGUCGCAGAUGCACUAAGUCGUAGAAAGUUGGCUUCUGAUGUUGGAAAGGAAGUGGAAGCGCUAUCAAGUGAGCUCAAGUUGAUGAGUUUAUGGGCAAUUGAAGGGGAGCUAAGUGAGCCUUUAGGCAUGCGUUCCGUAAACCAGGCAGGUUUACUCGCACGGAUCAGACAGGAGCAACAACGUGAUGAAAAGUUAAAAGGGAUCAUCGCAGAAGUCAAAAAUGAAGAAGCUCCAAAUGAAAGUGGCUAUCAUGUGGGGGCAGAUGAUACACUAUUACUUAAUGAGAGGAUAUCAGUACCACAGGGAGAAGGGCUACGAGAUGAGAUUUUGAAGUCGGCGCAUCACUCGUUACUCAGUAUCCAUCCCAGGAGUACGAAAAUGUAUCGAGAUAUCCGAAGGUAUUACCAUUGGCCAGGAAUGAAGAAAUCAGUGGCGCGAUGGGUGGCUCAAUGUCAAACUUGUCAACAAGUCAAAUUCGAGCAUCAGAUUCCAGGAGGAUUGUUACAAAGCUUACCAGUACCUCAGUGGAAAUGGGAUUUCGCAUCCAUGGAUUUCAUCACUGGGUUACCCCCGGCUCGAGGUAGAUCAAAUAACGCAAUAUGGGUGAUUGUCGACAGACUGACGAAGGUGGCGCACUUGUUACCGAUGAAGGAAACCGAUAAGGUAGAAGUAUUGGCAGAGAUGUAUGUGGACCAAAUUGUGAGGUUGCAUGGUAUGCCAACAAAUAUUGUCUCCGAUCGAGAUCCUAGAUUCACCUCAAAUUUUUGGAAGGCGUUACAAGAAGCAGUGGGAACUAAGUUAUUCAUAAGCACCGCGUAUCAUCCCGAGACGGACGGCCAAACCAAAAGAACCAUUCGCACCAUAGAGGAUAUGAUGCGGAUGUGUAUAUUGGAUUGGGCGGGAAGCUGGGAAAAGCAUUUACCAUUAGUCGAAUUCUCCUACAACAACAGCUUUCAUUCUAGCAUAGGUAUGGCACCAUAUGAGGCGCUUUAUGGGGGACCAUGGAAAACACCUUUAUGCUGGACCGAAGUUGGAGAAAGAAGAGAGUUUGGGGAAUUGUAG